Messenger RNA from Anguilla rostrata (American eel), 2730 nucleotides. RefSeq names its product acidic leucine-rich nuclear phosphoprotein 32 family member B-like. The transcript is spliced from 8 exons. Gene Ontology annotation, cellular component: nucleus. Gene Ontology annotation, biological process: regulation of apoptotic process. The coding region runs from base 627 to 1388 and encodes 253 amino acids. Lineage: Eukaryota; Metazoa; Chordata; Actinopteri; Anguilliformes; Anguillidae. The record is from RefSeq and is a predicted model, not a curated record. Gene Ontology annotation, molecular function: histone binding.
AAACUGUCUGCCAGGCCACCAGUCCAGCUGCACAGCCUUUGCUCUAAACAACAGCCCUUACACAGAAUUGAUAGUUGGUGGGGUUCAUCGCUGUUAACCAAGAACUACUGCUUUGGCUGGACGCUAUCUUUGCCGCGGCCUAACACAACUAUGUUCCCAUUUUGCAGCGUGUUUGAGAUACAAAUUAAAACGUGUUUUAAAACGUGUUUGUUGGUUCAGUUGAACACAAAGGCACACUGUCCGUAAGAACAACACCAACAACAAAACAUUUUCUUGAAACUCAUCCGGGAGACGGAGUACUGCCACCUUGUAACGUAAAGAAGGUAUCUCUCGGCCACUGAUUGGUUGCUUUUGCGCUUACGGUCAGUGGGGGCAGUCGCGUGCACACAUAACGGAGGUCUCGGUGGUCUUUGUGCAGCUUGGCGCGUGAAAGAAUUUAUUUGCAGUUUAGGAUAACUUUUUAGUCGUGUUGUUUUUAGGUUUUCUACUGUACAAAAGCGUUUUAUUUUUAAAAAUAGAACUAAUUUGACACGUAUAAAAUAGCGCGUUGUAUACGGACCGACAGAGUCCGAAAACCAGAAAACUAACUCGCUAGCUAAGAAGAAUAACCGCCAUACAUACACAAGAUGGAAAUGGAGAAAAGAAUCAACUUGGAGCUGCGGAACAGGAAACCAGCUGAGGUAAAGGAAUUGGUAUUGGACAACUGUCGUUCUGAUGAUGGCAAGAUUCUUGGUCUCACGGCCGAAUUCGAAAAUCUGGAAUUUCUGAGCAUGAUCAACGUCAAUCUGGUUUCACUCGACAACUUGCCCAAACUUCCCAAACUUCGCAAGCUCGAGCUGAGCGACAACCGCGUGUCGGGGGGGCUGGAGGCCCUCGCGGAGAAGACGCCCAGCCUGACCCACCUGAACCUCAGCGGCAACAAGAUCAAGGACCUCGGGACCCUGGAGCCCCUGAAGAAGCUGGCGAUGCUGAGCAGCGUUGACCUGUUUAACUGCGAGGUCACCAUGCUGCUGGACUACAGGGACAGCGUGCUGGACCUCCUCCCGCAGAUCACCUACCUGGACGGGUUCGACGCCGACGACCAGGAGGCCUUGGACUCCGACCACUCGGGCCUGGAGGACGAGCUGGACGACGAGGAUGGUGAGAGUGGCGGCGAGGAUGAAGAUGAGGAUGAGCUGGAUGUGGAGGACGAAGAUGAUGACGAUGAAGAGGUUGACGUGGAGGAUGACGAGGACGAUGAGGAAGAUGAAGGUGGGGACAGUGACGAGGUGGAUGAUGAGGAUGACGACGAUGAAGUUUGCUGUCCAGAAAGCCAUGGAGAGAAGAGGAAGAGGGAGCAAGAGGAUGAAGAUGACGACGACGAUGAAGAUGAUGAGGACGAUGAAUAAGAUCCGGCAGACUGGCAAAGUGCCGUCUGCGUGGGCCCCUGCUGAUCUUUCUGGGCUAGGGACGGGGGGGCACAUCAAAGACUGGAGGUGUUUCGCUGCAGAGUUUGUGGGGAGGGGUGGGUGGGAUGUUUUUUAACUUGGGAGGGGGGUGGGGGGAGGGGGGUGGGGGUAGGGCAUGGCAAGGUUUAUUAAUCAGCAAGCUUGAAAUGAUCCUGUUUCUCUCUCCACCGCCCCCACCCACCCCCUCAAGCCAAAAACUCUUUUGAAGGCCAGUUAACUCGAAUUGUCACCUGUUUAUUCAAUCCAGACCAUUUCGUCCACACUGUCUGCCUGCUGUUAUUGCCUUGCCCUCCUGUCUCAGUGAUGUACACGCGCGUGUGGCUAACUGCGCACGUGUGUGGCUAACUGUGCGCGCGCGUGGCUAAAUGCACACCGUGUGGCUAACUGUGCGCGCGCGUGGCUAAAUGCACACCGUGUGGCUAACUGUGCCCGCGAGUGGCUAAAUGCGCACCGUGUGGCUAACUGUGCCGCGGUGCUAAAUGCACACCGUGUGGCUAACUGUGCCCGCGCGUGGCUAAAUGCACACCGUGUGGCUAACUGUGCGCGCGCGUGGCUAAAUGCACACCGUGUGGCUAACUGUGCGCGCGCGUGGCUAAAUGCACACCGUGUGGCUAACUGUGGGCUGGUAAUGCCACCGUCACCGUGUGAGCGGAAGCAUGCUACAUCCUUUUAGCACCCGCAGUUUCCCACAGUCCGUGUGUACUCACUAUUCUCUCAGAGUGUGUGCGCGUGUGUGUGCGCGUGAGUGUGUGUGUGUGUGUGUUUGGGGGGGGUGUUGGUUGGUGUGUAACUAAGCUGUGAACUGACAUGGAGGGGGCUGACACCGUUUAAGCUUGUUAAGGAUAUUUUCACUUGUUAAGGAUAUUUUCAAUAAUUCCAGAUGUUUCUGACGCCGUUCUGGCUUUCCAAUGCCAGGCAUCUCUGGGGGGGCGGGGGGGGGUUGUUGUUUUCUUGUUUUGGACCACAAACCCUUGAAUGACCCUGAUGACCACGCCUGCUUCACAAUGGUGGCUAUCAGAAACCUUGUAUAAGUAUCUCAAACAUCCUUCUAUCACACACAAAAACAGUUUUGGUCGAUCAAAAAAAAACUCCGGAAAAUGAACAAUCCUUUGAAACCUGUAUUUUACUCUGAGAGAAUGGGACCAAGCACAGAAAUGUACAUAAAUACACUGUAUAGAUUUGUAACACUGUCAUUUUUAUUUUUAAAAAGAAUCGCCAUUCUACACUGGUUUUAACAGUUUGUAGUCUUAAUUUGUCUCAUUAAACUAUCAAAUAUGACGAA